This is a messenger RNA of Triticum turgidum subsp. durum (durum wheat), 465 nucleotides long. The record is from the annotation of a GenBank genome assembly. Lineage: Eukaryota; Viridiplantae; Streptophyta; Magnoliopsida; Poales; Poaceae.
AUGAUGUACCUGGACUCCCCUGCCGGUGUUGGGAUGUCAUACUCAUUGAACAAAUCGGAUUACACAACAGGUGACCUGAAAACCGCAUCCGAUGCGCAUACCUUCCUUUUGAAGUGGUUCGAGUUAUACCCGGAGUUUCAGUUGAACCCAUUCUACAUUUCCGGAGAGUCAUACGCAGGGAUAUACAUUCCUACACUAGCUGAUGAAGUUGUUAAAGGGACAACAGAAGGCUCUGAAGCCAAGAAUCAAUUUGAAGGCAGACUACGUGAAGAACUCCUUUGUGCCAUCCAGCGCGAUUUGAACUCCUUUGUGCCGUUUGCACUUGGGAUGGGUCUCAUAUCAACCGACUUGUUUGAGGAUGUCAGUGCUGCUUGCCACGGCACAUUCUGGGGAAAAGUUAAUGAUGUGUGCCAAGAAAAUAUAGAUAGAGUCCGUUGGGUAAUGUCCAUGUACCAGAACCUGUAA